Molecule: messenger RNA, 2121 nt
Organism: Owenia fusiformis
Lineage: Eukaryota; Metazoa; Annelida; Polychaeta; Sabellida; Oweniidae
Source: the annotation of a GenBank genome assembly
AGCUUUGCAAACCAAACCGGAAGUACACGACAAAUUUUGAUUUUUCCGAUUUAUUCAUACUUUUCAUCAUCUACGUGCUUCUGAUGCAUCCAUUAUGGGAUGGGUCUUUUGAAUUGACAUUUCUAGCAUCUGUUUCGAAUCCGACACACAUUUGGAACUAUUAGAGGUCACAAAUUUGUAAAGUGUGAAGCAAACCAACCAACAACAUGAGGCGAAGAGUGAAUGCACUGAACAAAGAAAACAUCUCAAAGAUUGUAACGGAAUUAGACGCAUUUCCUAAAGUACCAGAGACUUAUGUGAAGACAACAGCAUCUGGGGGAGGGUUGUCGAUUGUGAUAUUCAUCAUAAUGGUUGUGCUGAUCUACUUUGAACUGCAGUACUACACAGCAACAGAACUGAAGUUUAAAUAUGAAGUGGAUAAAGAUAUGAAUAGUAAACUGCAGAUCAACAUUGACAUGACAGUAGCUAUGAAAUGUGCAUAUAUUGGAGCUGAUGUAUUGGAUAUAACAGGCCAGAGUUCAGCCAAUAUACAUGGAAAACUUCAAGAAGAGCCUGUCUGGUUUGAACUCUCCCCCAAACAGAAAGAAUACCAAACUAUGAUUGCUCACGUCAAUGAGUAUGUGAGAUCAGAGUAUCAUGCUCUGCAGGACAUGCUCUGGAAGACUGGUUACAAGGGAAUGUCCUCUGAGAUGCCUAAAAGAGAGGAUGAACCCGUAGGAGCAUAUGAUGGGUGUAGGAUACAUGGCAAAAUUCAAGUUAAUAAACUUGCAGGCAACUUCCACAUCACUGCUGGCAAAUCCAUACCUGUCAUACCAGCUGGUCAUGCACAUUUGUCAAUGUUUGUCAACAGCAAUGAUUACAAUUUCUCUCACCGAAUUGAUGAGUUCUCAUUUGGUGUGCCUACUCCAGGUGUGGUGAACCCACUAGAUGGGGAUGAAAUGAUUACUAAAGACAACUACCAUAUGUUCCAGUAUUUCAUCCAAGUCGUUCCAACUAAAGUCCACACGAGUCAUACUAACCUAGAAACAUACCAAUAUGCUGUCACUGAGAGGAACAGAACAAUUAACCAUAGUAGCGGGAGCCAUGGUGUAGCGGGAGUAUUCGUCAAGUAUGAUUUAUCUGCAUUAAAGUUCACUGUGACAGAAGAGCAUAAGCCUUACUGGCAGUUCAUGGUUAGGCUAUGUGGCAUCAUAGGAGGCAUAUUUGUUACAUCAGGGCUUAUACACAGCAUAAUGGGCUGUUUCGUUGAUGUGAUCUGCUGCAGGUUCCAACUUGGGUCAUAUAAACCUUCAGACUCAAAGUCUUCCAAUGCUUCAGUACCAGUUCAUAGUCUAAAUAAUAUCAAUACCAGUAUAGAAACGCCACCUGUCACGUUGGUACAAACAGCUGUAGAGACACCUAUUGGACAAUUACAGAAUCAGAAUAAUAUAGAAACUAUAGCACCACCAUCGCCUACCUAGUAAAGAAUUUCCCAACUUUAAUUUUUAUGUACAAUCAUCUGUUUAUGGGAUGCUCAAAGGUUUGAGGGAGUCCCCUGAAUGUUGGGAGGGUGGGUAAUUUUAGAUGCAUUAUCGUCCCAGGGGAUGGGACCUUGUGUAGUACUUUAUCAUGGGAGAUUUUUGAUUAAAUUUGACCAGCUAUUAUUGCUGCCAGGGGGGAGGGGGGUAUUGACUUAUGGGUUGCUCCCAGGGUAGAAAAUUUGAGAGCCCAAUUUAUUGUCAAAAUCCCCGUCCUCCCAGCCAAGGGAAUCUCUCACAAACCUUUGAAUAGUGCAUUAAACCCUUGAAUGCAAUAAUAACACCUAAAAAAUAUGAUCCUACUUGAGUAUGUCAUCAUAUCUAGUGACAUAUUGUUACAGCUACUGCUUUUUAACUGGCAUUUGUAAUCUGUAACAAAUUGUUGCAAUUUGGUAAUUGUAACAACAUGUUAAAAUAUGAACAUACUUGAGACAUAUUGUUACAGCUUCUGCUUUUUAACUGGCAAUUGUAAUCUGUAACAAAUUGUUACAAUUUGGUAAUUGUGUGGUGAACAUGUAAAAAUAUGAACAUAUUUGAGUCUUAUUAUGUCACAAAGGAAAGGUAACAUUUAUUGAUUUAUAAUAUUUAUUUAUUGAUUUAUCUG